Molecule: messenger RNA, 789 nt
Organism: Chaetomium strumarium
Lineage: Eukaryota; Fungi; Ascomycota; Sordariomycetes; Sordariales; Chaetomiaceae
Exons: 2
Coding region: 109-663 (184 amino acids)
Source: RefSeq, a predicted model, not a curated record
UGGUGAUUCCGUAGCACCAACGGGGACGUACCUAUCCCUUCAUCAGAAAUACGAUGUCCAACUGAGAGUCUGAGACUGAAGCUUGACUUGAACGUCUUCUAACCCACCAUGGACGAGCCCAAGCCCAAAGAAAUUCCCGCCAAAGACACCGAGGAGCCCAAGAAGCCACCCCACACGCUUCCUAACACAGCGGAAGUGUUCGAUCACCGUGGCGACCUUACAUUGACUGUGGGGAGAAACAAGGUCGCCUUCCGAGUUUGUUCCCGUUCCCUCGCUCGCUUAUCGGGUGUAUGGGAUGCCAUGCUCUAUGGACCCCUUGCGGAGGGCAAGACGCAGCACACUAGCGAAAAGUGGGUGGUUGCGCAUCCGGACGAUGAACCUGAGGGCUUGCGCAUUCUCUUACUCGGGAUUCAUGGCAGACUUACCGCCUUUCCACCAUUUCUGACUCAGCUUACGGUUUUCGCUCUUCUCGUCAUCUGCGACAAGUACGACAUGGUCGAAUUCCUGAAGCCUUUCUGGCAUCGCUGGGUACAAGAUUUGCCGAGUUGUUCUCACCCAAAGGAUCUGAUCCAGCAACUGUGGAUGGCUUACAAGCUAGGCGAUCCAGAGUCCUACCGGUCAAAACUGGAAAGCUUUCUCUCCUUACUCGAAAGAAUCUCCUGAUUCUACUUCAACUUGCCUGACAACCGACAAAGAUUACCCCUUGGCACAAGACAUCCACCUUGAGUCUCUGGGAAUACUGCGACAGUUAAGACUUGCCCGUCAGUCAUUGCUCAAUGAGGUUCGGAG